Messenger RNA from Osmia lignaria (orchard mason bee), 2300 nucleotides. RefSeq names its product dual oxidase maturation factor 1 mol (gene mol). Gene Ontology annotation, biological process: protein transport. NCBI's taxonomy places the organism in Eukaryota, Metazoa, Arthropoda, Insecta, Hymenoptera, Megachilidae. Gene Ontology annotation, cellular component: endoplasmic reticulum membrane. The record is from RefSeq and is a predicted model, not a curated record.
ACCGGACUGACACCUGGUCGACAUGAAUGGAAAAGCGGUAGCUCGUAUCCGGGAUUUUACGUUCCAGUAACUGCAUUGAUCGGCACGUACCUGUGACGAGGCGGUUCUUGUGUUGCGAAGCGAGAAUGCGGACGAGGAGAGUAGUUUCACGAGUUACCUUCGAUAAGAGCAGAUGGUAAUGUAUGUACUUGAGGAUGUUUGCUUGGUAAUUGGGUCAAGUAUCAAGGUCUUGGAGGCGUCAUUGCUCCUCUAUCGUUUGGAGUAACUGGAUUAAUCUUUGAUUAAUCAUUUUGUGUUUAAUUUUGAUUAAGGUAUAAUUGGUCCUUUCAAGAUCAUAAGGAGAUUCUAAAACAGAAGAUACGAAAUAAACUAAAUACUGACCUUCCAACGAUAUUUCUCUUCUAGUAACCAAUACCUGAUCAUCGCAAUCCUUAUCUACCGACGUUCUCCCUUGCUCCUACCUUGAAUUACAACACUUUUAAUUAAUAUAAAAUUUAUAGUACCGUGAUCAAAUUUCCUGCAAACCCUGUCUUGUUUUAGUAGGAAAAAACCCGGAGGAGCGAUCGACGUCAUGGUUAGUGCAAGCGUUGAAGUCGCCCGCGUGCCAUCGAGCAUGCCGCGCGAUCCGCGCUCACGUGUCACGUCUCGUGUAGUCAUCCGGGAUCAUCGAUCUCGGCCGAUCAGCCGAAAUAAAACGUCGAAGAGCUAUGUUACGCUUCGGGCUACCUUUUCCUGACUCAGCUGAUCGAGAACACCUUAAGUCUCCUUCGAAUCAGUCCCGCUCGUCUUUCUCUUUCAUGUCCCCCUCUCGAGGCUCUUGUCCCCUCUACCGUCAUGCUGGAAAUCACUUUCGAAGACCCGUUAACCUACUGGAGGCCUUAGUAUUCGCGCUGUCUUCGAACCACCAUGUUAACAGCGCGGGUGUACCUUUAGAUCAUCUGGCUUUCACAAUAAUUAUCCUUGGAUGCUGGUAACUCAGCUUAGCUACCUAAGGAAGAGCCUCUGAUGCUAAGAGGUUUGCAAGAAGAAUUGGAACUGAUUAGUUCCUUUAAGUUUGACGCACCAAAGAUCAUAAUAUAAACAGGAUGAAGGGAUGGUUCGAUGCGUUCCGCAUCGACGGAGGUCCAACGUUGUAUAGCUACAGCAACCGCACUCCUGUCACGGGUGACGUACCUCUGGUGAUCGUGUUCGUGAUAUUCGGUACCAUCCUCACUGCGUUCCUAGUCAUAUUCCCUGGCAUACGGAAAGAGAGACUCAGCACGUUUCUCACGGUGACCUUGAGCCUCUUCGUCGGAGCGUCGAUUCAAGUUGCACAGUAUGGGUCUUCUUGGCACACCAGCUCAGCGACCAUUGUCGGUACGUACAGUGCGUUCUCUAGACAGAAAACUGUUGCUGAAAUAGGUGGAUACAUUGGACUAAUGCACAUAAACAUCACUUACAAACUCCUACCCAGUACCGAGAAUCCAAUGGAUGACGUGGAAUAUAAUGAAAGAUUCUGGUGGAGAAGCACAGGAGAGAUGACCAGCGCCUUCAAACAGGCACUUUAUCAAGGAGCACCAUUCCCUAUUGUUUCUCUGGCCGAGUAUUUCAGCCUUCAUCAAGAAGGCUUCUCCUGGGGAAGCAAAUACCGACAAGCUGGGUAUUACGCAUCGCUCAUACUCUGGACAUCAUUUGCCUCCUGGAUCAUGACAAAUCUACUUCUAGUAGUUGUACCAAGAUAUGGAGCAUACGGAAUGAUCAUCACCGGUAUUUGUAUGCUGAUAACAAACCUAACUUAUUGGGUGCUGUUACCCUGUGAACCAUUGAUAGCUCACAUAGACGGUUCAAUUCUUGCUUUCAAUUUGGGAUGGAAUUAUUGGCUGGUUCUUCUAGCUGGUAUCGGAUGCCUGUUCGCUGGGGCUGUGAUCACAGCCAUCGACAUGAUAUUCCCUCAUCAAUUCUCCACUAUACUGGAAGUUGACUACGACACACCGUACGACAGGCACGUUAUCAUCGAGGAGAGUUUUGACACGAGGAACAUCAGGCGGAGAUUACCUAAAAUUGAGGAUUCGUUUGGUGAUCGGAUAAUAAGUCAACUCUCGUCCAAGUUACAGAGCAGACACGACGCGAAGGAAGAUACCCAAGGGGUGAUCAAUCGUGGAUACACGUCGCACGAGUCUUCGGACUUUCAGCACGAAAGCAACGAAGAAACGACGAAGAACAACUGGUCUUACCCAUUUCCAUCAUCCUCGCGAAGAACUAUGAGUGGUUGACAUUUGUUAUUUAUCUCUCAAUUGUUAAUAAAUUCAUUCACACUCGCA